AUGUCCGGACAACUCUCCAAACAUUUCCGUGGAUCGUCUAGGACGUCCAACGUGUAUGGAUCGCGAUUUGCAUCACAGUAUAUGCCGGCGCAAUGUUUCCCGGAAGAGGAAAUGCCCAAAGAGGUUGCUUAUCGUAUGAUCAAAGAUGACCUGAUCCUCGAUGGACAUCCCAUGUUGAACUCACAGGAAGAAGAAGCCGAAAAGCUCAUCGCAGAAUCCUCCAACAAGAAUGUCGUCGACCAAGAAGAAUACCCCAAGUCCGUCGAGACCGAGCAUCGCUGCAUCAAUAUCCUAGCCAACCUUUUUCACGCCCCGACUGAAAACAAUGAGACCACGGCCAUAGGAACUGCUUGUAUCGGGUCAUCGGAAGCAAUAAUGCUAGCUGUCCUAGCUAUGAAAAAACGCUGGCAGAACGCCCGAACGGCCGCAGGGAAAGAUACUUCGUCACCGAACCUGAUCAUGAGCAGCGGCGUACAGGUUUGUUGGGAAAAGGCAGCGCGGUACUUCGAGAUCGAGGAAAAGCUUGUUCUCUGUACUUCAACGCGGUAUGUUAUCGAUCCGGUGCAAGCAGUGGAGCUCGUCGACGAAAACACGAUCGGAAUUUGCGCCAUUUUGGGAACGACAUACACGGGCCAAUACGAGGAUGUCAAGGGCAUAAAUGAUAUCCUUGUGCAAAAGGGACUUGACACCCCUAUCCACGUCGAUGCAGCUAGUGGUGGAUUUGUUGCUCCAUUCGUGAAUCCAAAUCUGGAAUGGGACUUUUCAUUGUCGAAUGUCGUUUCUAUAAACGUCUCCGGCCACAAGUAUGGACUCGUCUAUCCCGGGAUAGGCUGGGCUCUCUGGCGCUCAUCUUCUUACUUACCCGACGACCUCAUCUUCAACAUCGACUACCUAGGCUCGGAUCAGCUAAAUUUCACUUUGAACUUCUCCAAGCCUGCCUCUCACAUCAUCGCACAAUAUUAUCAGAUGAUCCGUCUCGGGAAAAGAGGAUACACUGCUAUUAUGGCUAACCUCACUGAUACAGCGGACUAUCUCACCAGUCAACUAUCCGGUCUAGGGUUCAUCAUCAUGAGCGAAGGUGGUGGCCAAGGUCUUCCAGUCGUGGCAUUCAGACUCGGGCCCGAGCAAGGGGUUCUAUUCGAUGAGUUCGCCGUAUCUGCGAAACUGCGUGAACGCGGGUGGAUUGUUCCUGCGUAUAAAAUGGCCGCCGAUGCAGGUAUGAGUAUGAUGCGUGCUGUUGUGCGGGAAGAAUUUAGUCGGAGUCGGUGCGAAAGCCUUGUUGGUGAUAUCCGGUGGGCGUUGAGGGCUUUGGUUGAGAGGGAAGUUUUGAAUGUUCAACGGUACCAAGCGUGA
This is a messenger RNA of Penicillium manginii, 1353 nucleotides long. RefSeq lists its product as uncharacterized. The coding region runs from base 1 to 1353 and encodes 450 amino acids. Gene Ontology annotation, biological process: L-glutamate catabolic process. Lineage: Eukaryota; Fungi; Ascomycota; Eurotiomycetes; Eurotiales; Aspergillaceae. Gene Ontology annotation, molecular function: pyridoxal phosphate binding; glutamate decarboxylase activity. Gene Ontology annotation, cellular component: cytosol. The record is from RefSeq and is a predicted model, not a curated record. The transcript is spliced from 3 exons.